AGAUAAACACAAUUGAAAAAGAAUGACUGCUUUCGAAGAAAUGGGCGUUUUGCCAGAAAUAGGCAAAGCAGUUGAUGAAAUAGAAUGGACACUACCAACAGAUGUUCAAGCUGAAGCUAUCCCAUUGAUUUUGGGUGGAGGCGAUGUACUCAUGGCCGCAGAAACUGGUAGUGGAAAAACUGGUGCUUUCUGUUUGCCUAUUUUACAAAUAGUUUGGGAGACCCUUAAAGAUUUGGAAUCUGGGAAAGGAGCUACUGGAGCUGUAGUUCAACAACCGACGCAUUGGGGUCUGAGUCUAUUUGAUAGAGGACGAGCUAUGGCAGUAACGACGGAUGGUUUAAGAUGUCAGAGUAGAGAACAAAAGGAAUGGCAUGGUUGCCGUGCAAAUAAAGGAGUAUUGGGAAGUGGCAAGUAUUUUUUUGAAGCAACAGUCACUGAUGAAGGUUUAUGUCGAAUAGGCUGGUCUACAUCUCAGGCUGCCUUAGAUUUAGGAACAGACAAAUUUGGUUAUGGAUUUGGUGGUACAGGAAAGAAAUCAAAUGCGAAACAAUUUGAUAAUUAUGGAGAGGCCUUUGGAAUGCACGAUGUGAUUGGAUGUUUUCUAGAUUUGAUGAAAGGUGAAAUAAAAUUUACCAAGAAUGGCAUGGAUUUGGGUGUCGCGUUUAUAUUAAAUGCACAGCAAAAAUCGCAGACUUACUAUCCAGCUGUUGUAUUGAAAAACGCUGAGAUGGCCUUCAAUUUUGGAGCACAACCGUUUAAGCAUCCGCCUUCAAAUGACUAUGUGGCUGUGUCUUCGGCUCCAAAAGAAUUUAUCAAGUUCAAUCCUGUUAAUAGCAAUCAGAGUUCGUCUAAUGAAAGUGGUAAACUAAAAAAUAAUGCGCCUCAAGCGAUCAUCAUAGAGCCUUCUCGCGAAUUAGCUGAACAAACUUACAAUCAAAUUCAAAAGUUUAAGACACACUUAAAGGAUCCGACGAUCAGAGAGUUACUUGUCAUCGGUGGAAUAAGUGUAAAAGAGCAGAUUGCUGUUUUGAAUUCUGGCGUGGAUAUAGUAGUCGGGACUCCUGGACGAUUAGAAGAUCUCAUACAAGGCGGUUAUUUGUUGUUGACACAUUGCAGAUUCUUUGUACUGGACGAAGCUGAUGGACUACUAAAACAGGGUUACACCGAACUUAUCGAUCGUCUGCACAAACAAAUUCCGAAAAUUACGUCGGAUGGCAAAAGAUUGCAAAUGAUUGUGUGUUCGGCGACAUUACACGCAUUUGAAGUGAAAAAGAUGGCCGAACGUUUGAUGCAUUUUCCAACUUGGGUGGAUCUAAAGGGCGAAGAUGCGGUGCCUGAGACCGUACAUCAUAUCGUAGUGAUGGUAGAUCCGCAGAAAGACAAAUCAUGGCAUAACUGCAGGAAUUACAUAGAAACUGAUGGCGUGCACGCAAGAGAUGAGAUGAAUCGAACAAAUGAUAUUGCCUGUACGUUAUCAGAAGGUGUAAAGAUACUGAAGGGAGAGUACUGCAUUCGUGCUAUCAAAGAACAUAAAAUGGACCGAGCAUUGAUAUUCUGUAGAACAAAACUCGAUUGCGAUAAUCUUGAAAGAUACCUGAAAAAAUCCGGUGGACAACAGUUUUCGUGCGUGUGUUUACACGGAGACAGAAAGCCCGGAGAGCGUAAGGCUAAUUUGGAGAAGUUCAAACGCAAGGAAGUAAAAUUUUUGAUUUGCACCGAUGUGGCUGCUAGAGGAUUGGAUAUCACUGGUUUACCUUUCAUGAUAAAUGUGACGCUGCCUGACGAGAAGUCUAAUUAUGUGCAUCGCAUUGGAAGAGUUGGUAGAGCUGAGAGAAUGGGUCUAGCUAUUUCUUUAGUCAGUAGCGUUCCAGAAAAGGUAUGGUAUCAUGGCGAAUGGUGUCCUUCUCGCGGAAGAAACUGCAGCAACACCAAUCUGACCGAUCAAGGUGGCUGUUGUACAUGGUACAAUGAACCUCAAUACUUGGCAGAUAUUGAGGAUCACUUGAAUGUAACGAUUCAACAAGUCGGUCCAGACAUAAAAGUGCCAAUGAACGAGUUUGAUGGGAAAGUCACGUAUGGCGAAAAGAGAAUGACGAUGGGUUCUGAUUACAAAGACCAUGUCCAGCAAAUGGCCCCUGUUGUGGCCGAAUUGGCCGCGCUGGAAUCCAAAGCGCAACUUGCGUUUUUAAAUAUGCAUAUGGCGGAGCGUUAAAGUGAAGUUACUCAAAAAUAUUUAACGACUGAACUCUAAUCGAGUCUCGCAAUUCUAGUAAUAUAGAAUUCUAUUCCAACUUUAGAUGUUAAAGGAAAUUAAUUAAUUAGUUGUUACUUUUAAUUUAAUAUCUAUUUAAAAAUGUAUUUUAUCUUUAUCAUUGCUAUUAUUCUGUAUCUUUCUGUACUUGUAAACAUUUUUAAAACUUUUUUCGCACUUGUAAAGUCAUAGCGCAUUGCAUAAUGAAAAUAUAAAUGUAAAAAAAUGAAAUUGUUUCUCUGUCUUGUUUGAUACAUUAAAACGAUGUGCAAUAUUUUGUGUGUGUGUGUGUGUGCGCGCGCGCGCAUACAUAUGAUGUCCUAAAAUUCAUGACUUUCAAAAUAUUAUAAGAAAGUUUUAGAAAAAUUAAAUGAAAAUGUUAUUUGUAAAUUUUUAUUUUGCGAUAUACAUUUUUUGAAAUAUAACGAUUUAAAUAUGAUUAAUUAUAAAAUGGUAGUUACUGUACUACCAGUGAGCGCUUACCAACAUUCACUAAUUAUUGUACGCGCAACUCAUGAUCAGGCGGCUAUCUAAAUGUAGUAUUUAUAAUUUGAUCAUAAUUUAAUCUUUAUUAUCUCAAAAAUUGAUGUUUAAAAUAAAAAUUUAUAAAUAACUUUUUUACUCAAUUUUCCGAGAACUUUCUUGUUACAGUAUUUUGAAUCGCGAAUUUUGGGACACCUAUGUAUAUGCCCUAUAAAAAUUGAACUUGAUAGCCAAUUGCCACAAAGGCAUCUGUUAUUUAUGUAAGAUAUAUAGUAAGUAUUUAUUGUAUCGUUAUAGUCUUAAUAAUUAUACUUUCAUUUUACACAUCGUUUUACUUACACAAAUGUAGGGUACAUUGGCUCUUUCUUUUUGCUUUUUUAUAAUUCUGCAUAUGUGGGUGUGUGCGUGUAUGUGUA
This is a messenger RNA of Acromyrmex echinatior (Panamanian leafcutter ant), 3150 nucleotides long. It is a transcript of the gene Ddx1, whose product is annotated as ATP-dependent RNA helicase Ddx1. Gene Ontology annotation, molecular function: ATP binding; nucleic acid binding; protein binding. NCBI's taxonomy places the organism in Eukaryota, Metazoa, Arthropoda, Insecta, Hymenoptera, Formicidae. The record is from RefSeq and is a predicted model, not a curated record.